CGCACACUAGACAGCACUCCAGCACUGGGCCAAAAUCUUAAAAUAAUCAACUGCCAUCUUUCCAAUAAUAGGAAGAAAAAAGAUGAUUUACUCGAGCACCUCUUCCAAUAUUGUCCCAACCUCAUUGCAAUCUGCUCUUCCCUAACUGAUUUGGCAUUUUGGACUCGUCUCAAUUGUGCUGCCAAAAAUGGUUUAUUAAGUAGAAUACAGGAACUUCCAGAACCUCAUGAAGAUAGCAUUGAGACCUACGUGUCUACCGUCUUGGCAUUUCGAAACACACUCAACUGCCUUACACUAUGUGAUCAAAUCGUGCAUAGUCGAGUUAUGGAAAAAAUUGAAUUCGAGGCAUUUGAAACACUUGCCGGUCAAUUACACACUUUUACAGCUUUAGAUUAUCUUAAGAUUUUACGCCACAGCCAUCAGAAUCUGUCAUUUUUGGAAGACAUCAUUCAAGCAUGCCCAGAACUUAUGGGUUUGGAAGUGACAUUCUAUCCUUUGCCAAACUCGGGUCAUCCUAUAAUACCACAGCUUCGAAGUGAUAAUUUUGUCAUAGUGCCUCGUCCCGAUAUCAUACUAUUCCGUGGCUCAGGGGAAAGGAUCAUGAAUAGUGAUCAAUCGCUGGAUUAUUUGAUAAGGAAAUUACCUAAGCUUGAAGAGCUUAGAAUUUUCCAUGUUGGACUUUAUAGCGAUCAACAUGAACAUUUUGACUUUUAUCACUCAUUCGACGUUUCUUUCGGCACUCUGGUCCGUUUCUUUCAUUACAUGUAUCAUAUUCCCUAUCUAAAGGUUGAAUGCAACUUUAGAAUACAAGUCCUGCUUGACGCUUGGGUGGAAUUCAUGACCGUGUCAAAGAUGAACGACAUCCAGCUUCGAAUUGUAUACGACCCGGAUAGUUUCGAGUUUGACCCUCAAGGCCUGCCUAUUGUAUUUUCGACCGGCUUGAAAAAAGUCUUGACGAAAAUGAUGGUUCGAAGUUUAUAUGAUGUUCCACCACAUACAGUGCUUCUUCAGAGGGUAGGGCGCGCGGUCCAAACUCUCAGUAUUGAAAAUAUGUGGAGAAUAAAGGAGCUACCAGAUUGGAGUGAAGUAAUUACAACAGAUGGACUACAGUUACAUCAAGACCUUCAAUUAUGUCCAAACUUAAAAGAACUUAAAGUUAUCGACUCUGGUGGUAGUUUCAGUACUGAUUUACCCCUUGUCAAUCAUGAUUCGUUGGAGUCUUUGUCAUUUAAUUAUACGUCUAGUAAACCAGACCUUGCUACAAGAGGUACAUUACACUUUCUGCUGCCAAAACUCAAGUAUCUUAAUUUGAAGGUUCAAAAUGCGCAUGAUAUGGAUCCCGUAUAUAUGCCUAGUACACAUUUGGAAGUCUUUAAAUGGGAAAUUACAUCAUAUCAAGGAUUAAUCGAUGUCAAUUGGAAGUUCUAUCUCAAGUUUACUUCUGAGAAAGGCGAACAUUUUAUUAUGGGUGAUACUCACAAGUUGUACCCGUGUACGAGAGAAUUAUACGCAGAGGCAUUGGUAACUGAAAAACUGUGCUUGGACAUAACGUGUCUGUAUAUAGAUAAACUCGAGAUUCUACUAUAUAAACCUCACUUACACCAAUCAUAUACUUUUCCAAUUGAAGUCUUAUAAAUUAAAUAAAAAAUAAAGACCAUUUGUAACAAUAAAAUAAUUAACUGGACAUGGUCUCUUUUACUUCCACGUCCUCCAAACACCUG
This is a messenger RNA of Mucor mucedo, 1721 nucleotides long. RefSeq lists its product as uncharacterized. The record is from RefSeq and is a predicted model, not a curated record. The transcript has a single exon. The annotation marks the transcript as partial. NCBI's taxonomy places the organism in Eukaryota, Fungi, Mucoromycota, Mucoromycetes, Mucorales, Mucoraceae.